Acaulospora morrowiae is the source of this 330-nucleotide messenger RNA. Lineage: Eukaryota; Fungi; Glomeromycota; Glomeromycetes; Diversisporales; Acaulosporaceae. The record is from the annotation of a GenBank genome assembly.
AAUCCUAUAUGGACGUGCAACUCACCGUCCUAUAGAAUCCUAUAUGAACGUGUAACUCGCCGUCCUAUAGAAUCCUAUAUAGACGUAAUCCCAUAUGGACGUGCAACUCGUCGUCUUAUAGAAUCCCAUAUGGACGUGCAACUUAUGUACGUACAAAAUUCGCCGUCCUAUAGAAUCCUAUAUAGACGUACAACUCGCCGUCCUAUAGAAUCCUAUAUGGACGUGCAACUUAUGUACGAACAAAACUCGCCGUCCUAUAGAAUCUUAUAUGGGCGUGCAAUCCGCCGUCCUAUAGAAUCCUAUAUGGGCGUGCAAUCCGCAGUCCUAUAG